This is a messenger RNA of Porites evermanni, 1744 nucleotides long. Lineage: Eukaryota; Metazoa; Cnidaria; Anthozoa; Scleractinia; Poritidae. The record is from the annotation of a GenBank genome assembly.
AUGCAAACUGUGGCUUGGAUGUUGUCAAUAUUAGUUAUAGGAAUUAACUUGUUCUUCGUCAUUGAGUAUGUGGUAAGUAUUAAAUUAUGUAUUAUACUGGAGCUCCGCUCUUAGGCAUAGCUUGGCAUGGCUAGUUAUUUGUCAGAUCAUUGAAGACAAUGACAAAUUGUGGACUAGCAGUUAUUCUAUUUGUUUACAGUAUUAUUGUAUCAGUUUUGUAGUGAGUAUAAUCACUGAGGAAAUAGUGUAAAAUGCAAAAUCUCUUAUGUUUUGUUCUUUCUUUAUUUUGUCUAUAGCAAAAAAUACCGGCAAAUGUUGGCUACUACAUUCUAGUCUCAGUGAUUCUGUUGUUUUAUAUCACUUUCCUUUUGAUACUGGUACGUAUAAAAUACAUCGGGUGAAUGAUAAAGGUUGGUCACAGGACAAUAUCUAGCAAAAAUUUUCCCUUGUCUGAAUAAAUUCUACCUGCGUCCGGACGUGACGAUCGGGCAAUUCAAAUACUUAUAAUUUUGUAGCUUAAGAUUAGCACAGUAAUUUAAAAAAAAAAGGUCAACACAAUGAAUGUCCGAAAACUUUUCUGGUUUGUCCGAAAACAACAAGACCAGGUCGGACAUGUUCUUUCUAGAAAAAACUCUAUUCGCAGGCUUUUAUAAAUGACUGUCACUAAGUGAUUGAGUGGCUUUACGAACAGACGAACGGUCUGUCACAGAUCAGCUGACUCUCUAAAUGUCUAUAACUCUUUUACUGACUGAUCGAGCAAAUGGCUGAAUGCCUGACUGAUUGGUUAAUUCAUCGACUGGGUGAAUGAUAAACUAACUCUGACUGACUGGGUUACUGACUGUAGCUGAAGAAUAGGACAAUUGCAGGAUGACGAUAUUUGACUACAACUGCCAGAAUUCAUUUCGGUUUUGCUUUGUUAUUUAAAUUUGUCAAUCCCGCUGAGGAUCAAAGAACAAUAGCCUUAAUUUGCACAAGAAAACAGCAAACUCUAGGAUUCUGGUAGUUGUAGUAAAUGACGUCAUCGUGCAAUUGUCGUAUUCUCGCCCCUUCCACAACCGUUCCCCAUUCCUAAGUAGAUUUGAUACUCAUUCCAGGCUAGACUUGUACACCUUAAAACUAUUCGACAGCUUGCAUAUGAAGCUCGCACGCGAAAGCCAGCGCAGAGCUCGAGAACGAGCACAAACAAUAAAUCCUUCGCGGAUUUUGCCUCUAUACGCGCGCUUGCGAUCUCUAAAGAGGAAAUAGCACAGGGAGCAGAGGAGUUAUUUUGUCCUUGAUUGCAGUUAAAUUUUUCCGCUUAUUGCGCGAUUCGCCUUUGUUAAGUAUGGAACAGGAUCGCAUGUCGGUUUGAUCGGCCUAGUUCAUAUUCGAUUCUACAGUAAACAAAGGCGAAUCGCGCUAUUAGCUGAAGAAUUUAACAGUAAUCAAGGAUACAAAUAACUCCUCUUCUCCCUGUUUCUCCCUUUGAUUCAUGGUGAAGCACGUGACGCUAAUGUCAUAUGCUUCUCUAAUGAGAACAAGGUUGUCUACAGUGGUCGCCACUGGUUGCUGAUAUUGGCCAACUAUUUAUCUGAUCUGGUCAACUUCACCCCUAAAUGAGUGCCACUCGAGUCUGAAUUGAACUUCAAUUUGGUGAGGUAUUCUAAUAACUUUUUUUUAUUUCGUUGUGUUUUAGAUUUACCUAGCUCUAGGAUUUACGUUCUUAGAUUAUUUCAAGGUAUGUGAACCCUGCCAAUUUUGCUAA